ACUAGUCAUUUUCACUGGAAUCUGCCCUGAGACAGAAUCCUGCAAGAGAAUACACAGCCUUAAGAUGACAGCUGCUGCUCUUCUGUGCUGGUGCUGGGGAAAUCUGAAGAUUGUAGCUACAAGUUACACACUGCUGUUAGCAACGCCACCAUGCCAAAGCAAUCCCCAACUACAUGGGGAUUCGGCCCCAGGAGUUUCAGGAAGUGUGAUUCCAGGGUAGAUGACUCUUUAUUUACUUUUUCUCUUCUGAUGCAACUUGCAAAAGUUUCUCUUUGCAGGCUGUAAUCUGAUCAACAUCUCUCAAAGUCUCAGAAUCAAGGAUAACACAUGAACUGCAAAACUCUCUGUUUACCUUGGGGAGCUUCGGUUGGCAGGAGGAGCACUGUUCAGCUUGUGGGAACCUCAGGUUUGGUUUAUAAUUUGAUCUGUGGUCAUCUUGGCCGUCAAAAUUUGAUUACUGCAAAGUGCAUUCUCUUCAAUUUCUAUAAAGAUUGGCAGAAGAUGCUCAGUUAUGAAAGUAGCUUUCUAGCAUGCAUUGCUGAAAUGAUAGACAUAUCAGUUAGGCUUAUUAUUUGCUUUACCCGAAAACUAUAAAAUAAUGAGGUGAAAUUGUAAAAGCAGUCAGAGAACAUAAUAAUUUUUAAUGCGUGGUUUCAGUAUUUCUAGCAGAAAAUGCACAGCAUGUGACAAUUCAGGCUGGUAACAGCCUUGUAAGCAGAUCAAUAGAUAGAUUACUUCGGUUUUUACAAAAGUUGCAAGUACUACAGAUAGAUAGUGGGAUUAUGGUUUGUAAACCUUAAACCGCACUUUCUUGCACAACAAUCUGCAAAAAUACUCUUUUUUUUUUUUGUAAAGCAGGUCUGUGGUUUUCAUCUGCAAGGAACUUCCUCUUUCUUCAUGAGGACUAAACAAAUGUAGUUUUUGAGAACAUGCAUCCUGCUGUUGCCUUCUAGUUUGUGCUGGAGUGAUCAAGUGUUUUAUUAAGUGAAGGGGUUGUCAAGAGCUGUUUUGUGACUCUUCAUGUUUUCGAUGUCAAACCUCAGCCAACAGAAAUGGGGAUCCUGGAUCUGUUGAGGAAUUGUUUGGUGUGCAAAUGGGACCUGCAGAAUAGAGACCCCAGGAUGCUACCUUUCCUUCAUUCCUUCUAUAAGGUCUGUCUUCUGGAUUUGAUUCAGGGCUAUAGCUGUAUUCCCACUGACUAUGAAGGCUGGUAUGAAGGUAUCCUUUCUUGCCCUGUGUGCAAACAGACCUGCUUUGCAAGGGAUGUAGUUGAAAAUUUCUUUCUCAAGGACUUUCCCACUACUAAUUCAGCUAUGGCAAAGAGCUGCUCCACAUGUAAAGAGAAGAGACCUGCUCACAGUCUCUGUACAAGCUGCAAUAAGUGGUUGUGCAGCUCAUGUACAGAGGAACACAGACAUAGCAGGGAAACUGGAGUCCGCUUCCUGUCCGUAUCCCUCAAGGGCUGCACAGCAACUGACGAUGAAGCAAGUGAGCUUUCCUUAUUUUGUCCAGUGCACACUCAAGAGCCACUCGAGCUGUUUUGUGAGACCUGCGAUACCCUCACAUGCCGUAACUGCCUUCUGAUAGAGCAUAAGGAACACAGGUUCAGGCAUCUUGAUGAAGCUUUGCAAAAUCAGAGAGUUAUCCUGGAAAAUGUCAUCACUGAAGUGGAAGAGAAAAAAAAUGGGAUUCAGGUUUCAGCUAAACAGAUUGAAGACAGGUUGCUUGAAGUAAAACACUUAUACAAAAGGGUAGGAAAUCAGAUAAAAGCGGCCAAGAUGGUUUUGAUGAAUGAAAUCAAUAAACGAACAAACAACCUUCUUGAACAACUUGAAAAUAUCACCAGUGAAAGGAAGCAGAAAUUGGAGCAACAACUGCAAGGUGUUGUGCUUUUAAGCAGACAGGUAGAACGUGUGCAGAACUUCAUCAGCUGGGCAGUGUGCAGUAAAAACAGCAUCCCAUUUCUCUUCAGUAAAGAACUGAUUGUAUUUCAAAUCCAGCGCUUGUUAGAGACAAAUUGUAAUACAGACACAGACCCUCCUCUGAAGAUCAGAUUUACUUGGGAUUCUUCCUACUGGACUAAACAACUGUCCAAUUUUGGGGGCUUCACUAUGGAAGGUGGAGACAUUUCUCACUCAGAUGUGCUACUCUGUGGAAAUGUGCAAGGGUUACAGACCUCCUUGUAUCAUGGGCAUCGUGCACCAGGAUCACAGCUGGAGCCUGUGAAUAGCCAGCCACAUCAGUUUCCACCUGCCAUUCAGUGUCCUACAUCUGUGUGCUGCUCGCACUGCCUGAGCAUACCUCACCCAAACAAAGCUCUGCCUUCUUAUCAAGACAUAAACCGCCAUCAAAAUUUUCGGCAGCCUCCCGAACUGCAUCAGCAGCACUUUCCUCUGCACUACAGCAUGCAGCAACAUGACAAAGAGCCAAGGGGUGCCCCCCAGCCUGUGAAGCUAACACAGUCUGGGCUGGAACAGCAGUCACAGUCAGAGCAAGAGAAUAUGUCUGGGAGGAUAAGAAAGCACUUACCAUCCCAGACUGCACCCAUGGGUUAUGCUGUUGUAUCACAUGAAGCUCAGCAAGUACAUACAAGCCAUUCACAGCCAUGUUGCACUCAGGCUUCUUUGCAUACAUCAAGUGCACAAGUGCAACUUGGUCAUCUCCAGAAGAUAAAAUCUAACCACUUGCAGCAGCCACCACAGCAGCAGCAGCUGCCACCAGCAUCACCACCAUCAGGUCAGAAUGAGAGCACCCACAAACAAGUAAUCCAGCAGAGCCUGGACAUAAUGCAUCAUCAGUUUGAACUGGAAGAGAUGAAAAAGGAUUUGGAGCUGCUUCUGCAGGCCCAAGGACAGCCCAGCUUGCAGCUGAACGAAGCAAAGCCACCUCAGCAUGUUCAACAGACCAUAGUUGGUCAAAUCAACUACAUAGUGAGGCAGCCAGCCCCAGUUCAGCAACAAAUCCAAGAGGAAGCACAAGUCUGUGAGAGUUCCACUGAACUUGAUGCCCAGAAACCUGUAAUUCCUCUUGACAAAACUGAUAGUCCCUCCCUGUCAGAGUCACUGGAAGGAGCCAGUGUCAGCAGUCACUCCCCUGAGACCACAUUGCAACAAUCAUCUUUCCAUCCAGUGAGAAAGCAUUUGGCAUCCUUAAGCUUUGUGGGCUUUUCCAGCGGUUUAGAAAUGGAACUACCUUCAGUGAGGUUACCUAGCUCAGCUGAUCCACAUAUGCAAGCUGCAGCUGCUGAAACUCUUUGCACAUCCCCAAGAGCCCUUUGUGAUUGUGAUACUCCACCAGAGUCAGUGCCCAGUUACACCUUGGUUUUGGGCAGAGCUCCAAGUGACCUGAGCCCUGGGGCUGCCGCUGGCCAUGCACCAGGUGAUGCACUCCAGGGCAGCACUAAGUGCAAGCUGGAAAAUGAAGACUUCAAUAUUGUAGAUCAUCCGCUAGAAAACAACUUGGAUGCUGCUGGGCAAGAUGUAGUUAAUGAAUUAACUCUUUCUACACAAAAAGUGCUGGAAGAACCUAUCAAUCUUUCGAUCAAAAAAUGUCAACAUUGCACUUCUCCUUCUGAACAGCACAGUAACACUUCUUUCCUGCCCAUGAAUGCCAGAAAGAGAGAACUUAUAAGCAAAGAAGAUUCCAAUAACUGUGAAAAGGAACAUUUUGAAAUGGGUAUGAAAAGCAGUCAGAAUGUCAGACCUUCUUUUAAGGAGCAGAAAAACCCCUAUGUGCGACUGGAACGUUUAAAAAUAUGUACAUCAGAAGUGGGGGAACUCCCAGUGUUUAAGCUCCAGCCAAAGAACAAUGAGCAGGAGGGCAAUUUCCUUCUGAUAAUUGAAUGUGGGACCCAAUCUUCAAGUAUGGCUAUAAAGAUAAAUAAACAUAGUCCACCUGAAGGAAUGAAAUCCAAAGAGGAGAACUCAGAGGACAGAAAAUUUCUCAUACCCCAGGAUGCAGGACAGAUACAAUCUCCUUCUGUAGAUACUCCAUCUGUUGACCAGAAGCUCAGCAAUGGCGUCUCCACCACAAAAAAAUCUCCAAUUACUCAAGAAGUCAAUACAAUUGAAAAUGAGGAUUUCUGUGCUGUGUGUCUUAAUGGAGGAGAGCUGUUGUGCUGUGAUCGUUGCCCCAAGGUCUUCCAUCUCUCCUGCCACGUUCCAGCCCUGCUCAGCUUUCCAGUGGGAGAAUGGGUGUGCACGCUUUGCCGUAAUCCAAUGAAGCCGGAGGUAGAAUAUGACUGUGAAAACACUCGCUACAGCCACAGCAAUAAUACACAAUAUGGCCUUGAUGGCUAUGACCAGAAGAAGUGUGAAAAGCUGGUGCUUUCUCUGUUCUGCAGUAGUAUGAGCCUCCCAUUCCAUGAACCUGUCAGCCCCCUGGCUCGGCAUUAUUACCAGAUCAUAAAAAGGCCAAUGGAUUUGUCAGUCAUACGAAACAAGCUGCAAAAAAAGGACAAGUCCCACUAUUCUGCACCUGAGGAACUUGUGACUGACGUGCGUCUCAUGUUUUGGAACUGUGCAAAGUUCAAUUAUCCAGAUUCAGAGGUUGCUGAGGCUGGACGACGCCUAAAUGUAUUCUUUGAGGGCAAACUAAAGGAGGUUUAUCCAGAUAGACAUUUUCCUUCAGUGCAACAAGAAGACUCUGAUUCUGAAGAGGUGGAGAGCCAGAAUAGCAAAAUGCCUCCCCAAGAUUUUCAGUGGCCAUCAUAUGGACAGGAGUACAUUCAGCCUAAAAGGAGACGGCGCCAUGCUGUAAGAUUGCAAAAGCAGAAGCAUUUGGUUGCUAAGUGGCCACCCUGCUAAUUCUGUUUACAGCUACUGAUAGGAAGUUUUGACAGGGCUGUGUGGAGAACUGUCAAGGUUCUAUCACAGACGCGAUCAGUUCUACAAUUUUAUGUCAAGAUCCUCUGAGUGAAAUAAAGUGUCAGUUGUGUAUAAAUGUGUGAGCAUGAAAAAAUGAAGUCUCUCAGGCCACACAGUUGUAUUCCUAGCAGAAAACCCUGUCAAGAUUUUUAAAAAGACUAAGCCCUCUAGCUAUUCACUGUUUGUUUCCUUUGUACAUAGGAAAGUGAAAAAAAGUAAAAGAAUGAUGUUUCAGCCAGCUAUAAAAGCCUUCCUCAGGUAUGACCUCCUCAAGAUACGAGAUUUGCUAUGAGGAAUCCAGCAGCAUAACUGACAGAGUUAAGGUGUGUGGGAGGAAAGCAAAGCAUUUGGGCUGUUUAUUUAAACUCUCCUAAUCUGCUGACCAUAUGCCUUAUUUCUAGAUUUUGUGAAUAGAUAACAGAUCCAAAGUGUUACAGUUUGUCAAUAUUUAAUCUGUUAAAUCAUGUAUAUGUUUUGCAGUGUUUACACUGAAGUACUAAUAUUUUGGUGAUAGGUAAUGAUGAUUAAUAAUAAAAGUAACAUGCUAAUAAGAUCUAAUACUGCAGAACAGUUUUGU
Pezoporus flaviventris is the source of this 5442-nucleotide messenger RNA. RefSeq names its product tripartite motif containing 66 (gene TRIM66). The coding region runs from base 1053 to 4805 and encodes 1250 amino acids. The record is from RefSeq and is a predicted model, not a curated record. The transcript is spliced from 19 exons. Gene Ontology annotation, molecular function: protein binding; zinc ion binding. NCBI's taxonomy places the organism in Eukaryota, Metazoa, Chordata, Aves, Psittaciformes, Psittacidae.